GUCAACUCUCUGGCCAUGCUGCAAAUGCAGGCACCAAACUCCGCUUAAACACCACUCCCAGAACGCAGCGAUUGGGAACGUGACGGCUGGCAGCCAUACUGCAGAUCGUCUGCAUCGCUUGCGCAAUCUACGGCCCAGCAUAGCCGACUGCACACAGCAGCAAAAGCUGCAAUGGCAAAACGUAGCCUCUGUGCGCUCUGCGCCGUCACCGCGACCGCCCUGGCACCGACGGAAAUAAUAGCGGCAGUGGAGGGCCCAUCACGCUGGGCCGUCGCCGCGGCGCCGCUCGUCGCGGCCGGCGCGGCGGCGCUGGCGCUCAACGCGCUGGACGAGGACGGCGCGGCGAGCGACUGGGACCAGAGCGAUCCAGGAAGAUGGAAAAGCGUCUACGACGCGUGGGCGCUCGGCCGCGGCGCCGAGCUCGGGAGAAGGGGCUCGGCCAUUGUCGAGAGCCGAGCCAAUAACAAUUGGCGCGUGCUCCUGCGCCACGGGUCCAUCCAGAGCGUCACGGCCUGGGACCCUGUGGAAAAUGCGCCGCGGCAUUCUGUUAUAGCCAACGAGUACAUCAAGACAAUGGCGUGCUGCGCGGUUGGCGCCAGGCGGGGCGCGCUGCCAACGAAGGCGUUGUUUCUUGGCCUCGGGGCCGGGACCCUGCCUUCUCUGUUACUGCAUGAGAACGCGGACUACGUCGCGGUCGAGCUCGACGGCGGCGCGGCGGAGCUGGCGCGCGAGUACCUCGGUUUGGAAGGUGUCGACGUGAGGAUCGGCGACGCCCUGGACCACGCUUCCAUAGCGCCCGGUACUUACGAUCUGAUCGCGCUCGACGUCUAUGAUGAUACGAACAACGUGCCGCGGCCGUUCUGCGACCGCGCCUUCGCCGACGGUAUUGCUAAUGCGUUGGCGGACGACGGCGUCUUCGUGGCGAACUUCCACGUGGGGAGCGCCGACGAGGACGCGCGCGCGGAUCGCGCGGCGCGCGCCUACCAAUCAGCUUUCGGCGCGCUGCUCGCGGCGCCCGUGCGCUACCAGGGCAACCGCGUGUUUUCAUCGCGGCCCGUCGUCGAGGCGGACGCCGUCGCCGCGGCCGAGCGGCUGGGGUGGCCGUUCGACCCGCGGAGUCGGUUGAGGCGGCUGGAGCGCGUGUAAUGUCGAUGUUACGGUGCUAGGAGCGCGUGU
Molecule: messenger RNA, 1176 nt
Organism: Pelagomonas calceolata
Lineage: Eukaryota; Pelagophyceae; Pelagomonadales; Pelagomonadaceae
Source: the annotation of a GenBank genome assembly